Molecule: messenger RNA, 7392 nt
Organism: Trichobilharzia regenti
Lineage: Eukaryota; Metazoa; Platyhelminthes; Trematoda; Strigeidida; Schistosomatidae
Source: the annotation of a GenBank genome assembly
AUGAGGCUGCGUAUGAUACCUGUGAUAUUUAAGGAAGGUAUCAUCGCCUCUCUCACAGGUGGAUUUUAUUUUGAUACUUCACAAACCCAUUUCUCAAAUAUUGUCCAUGUCUAUGUGUGGAUUGUCUUAUUCGUUGCUCCGUUGGUGCUGUUUAUGAUUUCAGAAGAAUCUCACAUUAUUGCAGCCAUUUAUAGUGUUUCGGUCGGUUCAUUUGUUCUGGUUGUUAAGCUUAUAAUUUGGAGACUUCAUGAUCUACUUGAUAAGAGUGAACCUGUUGUUAAUAACAAUCAAGAAGCAAAUAACUCGUACGCAAAUACAGAAUUUUCAACACAGCACCAGGUAAAUGUGCAUGAAAGUGAUCAGGAAGAAUUUUCAGAUGCUAAUGAAAUCGAAAGCAGAUGUCGACGAAUUGGUCAGGCUGGGAUCGAACUAGCCGGAUUAACUGAUGCCAUUUCAAACCAUGGCAGUGUUAGUCCACUACCUGACAAUGAAAUAGUUGUCUCCGAUACUAAUCAAAAUGCGUAUACAGCUAAAAAGGAUGAGAUUUUUAAAUUUGAGCAAUUUGAAAAUAAUUUGGAGCCAAGCCUUGAAUUUUCCGACAAUUUCACUGAUCAUGUUACCUUCUCUGUCCCUUCGACGAAUGCCAAAGAAUCAGUCAUAAUAAAUGAUCAAGACGCAGUUGAAAAUGUGGAUUGUACUUCAAAUACGCAGUCUUCCUUACCUACUGAUUUAUCUGUUGUUAAUAAAGGACAGAUUGUAGAUAAUCAGAUAGGACAGUUAAGUUUGGACGGAGCACCGUCUUCUAAAGAACAAAAAAGAAUUGAAUUCGGUCGCAGUAUCAGCUCGAGAACAGCUAGGCCUAUAUAUUUGAAUGGACCAUUGAAAAGAUCAUUCAUUGGUAGAAAUGGGCGGCGAGCUCCUGUUAGGAGACAGUUUUCUGAAACUACAGUGAAAAAUACAAAUGAAAUUCAGCGACUAUGCACAUUUUAUGAUCAGACAGGUCAUAUUCCUGGACUGAAAUGUGAUCAGAUCGUCCCAGAGACUGUGAAUUCUUCCAUGGAGAAGAUACCAAGUGAUAAGUAUCCCUGUUCGAGUAUUUCUUCAUCAGGUCGUUCUCUUGUGAGAUCUAGUUCUGUACGCACAGAAAUUGAACACUGCAAACGUAUCAUAAAUCAGUUAAAAUGGGAUGUGAGUCGACUUCCUCCCAUACCUGUUACACGAUUCACUCCUUCAGUAAAAGACCUGGAAACUUUGAAUUUGGAUCCUGGUACAUCUUCCACACCAUCAUCGUUUCACACUAGAAGUAGAUCUCAGCUUCACAGACGCGCUCUCCUUGUGGAUUGGGAUCAACAUAAGAGAACUGUAGCCUAUUUAACUCGAACUGGUCGAAAUAGCAUUCCUUAUUCUACCGAAUUCUCGUUAUCUGAAACUAUUUUUUUCUGGCGUCAGUGCUUCGGGAAUAUCAAUCACAACAGACCUACAACAUCUAAUUCUCGACGCCAACAAUCAAAUAUGCUUGCAUUCAGUGACUUUUCUACUGGUAAUCUAAGCCUUCGUCACCAACGAUUACCAAGAGGAUGGCGUUCUCACAGUUUACGUUAUGAUCCUGUGGCGAUGAAUUCAAUUACACCAUACCUUCGACAACUCGUUCGUCGACCAGGUACAGCUCUUCGAUUACAACGUCAACAAUCAGCUGGAGCAUCUUAUUCCCCUGUUACUGAUAGUAUGUCUCUCCAUUUUCGAACAUCAGAAAUGAACAAUGUUCAAUCUUCCCGAGGUGAUUCACACGUGUCUCUCGGGUCCGAGAUUACUGAUGUGGUUAUAUUAGAGGGUCAAGAAGGAAGUAAAGUUGUUGAUAUGUCCGAUGGUGCAGAAAUCCACAAAGAAAAAUGGUAUAUUCCAGAAGAAACUUAUUCCGCUUUACCGAAUUCAGACUUAAAAGAAGAAGGAGGUGAAUGUUUAGAAAACAAUGAAAAAGAUGCAAACACCACCAUGAUCACCACCACCACCAACAACAACGACGGCAGCAAGGACAGCGCAGUUCCUACUUCAUUAGUCGAUAGUAUUUCUACUGACAACAUACAGUCAUCAUGUAAACAAAUAAGUCAUCCUUUGGGAUUAACCAAUCAUGAUGAUGGUAGUAGCAGUAGUAUUCCUGCUGAACACAAUAAAUUACCUAUCACUGAAAUAAGAAAUAGUUAUCGUCUGACACGACAAGCUGGCUUUCGUCGGAGACCUGCCGUUUCCCCACGUCCGUGUAGUCAGUCGAAAACUGUAUCUUUACAUCAAAGUGAGAAUGACAGUUGUUCAUCUGAUAGUCCAUUACGAAAUGAAGACACCAAAGAAAUAUCGAAGAAAGAAAUAGAUAAUAAUUGUGCUCAGACUUCAUCGUCUGCUUCAAAAUCCACUUCUUUGAAUCCUAUUUCAGUGGAUCAAGCUGUUGAUAAUCUACUCGCUCACCUUAUGGGUGUAAAAUCCCUGGCUGAAACUGGAUUAACUCGUCAACAGUGUUUACUACAAUUACGUGGAGAUGGAAAUGCUGAAGAUUCAGAAAACGCUGAAUGGGAUAUUUUAUAUGCUGUCACUGAAGCUGCAACUGAUAGCGCCACAGUACUACAGGAAUCAACUGUUGCCAAUGGUGAAACAGUUAAUCGUGAUACUCGUCAGAUCAAUUCGUCGGGUAAUGCUGAUUCGAAUUCAUGGGAUAUACAAGGUCUAAACAUCACGACCUAUAGUUCAGCUAAUAGAAAUAGACAAAGCGAUGACGAGAUCAACGUGCAAGAAAACCCACCAAAUCUAUCUAAUGAUUCUGGGUCGGAUGAUGAAGAUCGUUCAUCUCCGAAUUCCCUGCUUUGGUUUUUCCGUAAAGGUUUUAAACCGCUGAGAUUACAAUCCCAACGUCUUUCUCCAACUGCUCCUGUUCACACUAUAUCCUUGUCUCCGUGCCUUCCAUUUACAUUGCGUCUUCAGUUGAAUCGUUUGCAGCUGGGAUCUGUUUUCGACAAAAGCUUCACUAUGCUUGAAACAAUUUUGUGUUCUAUCUUAGCUGCUUUGGUCAGUAUUGUCGGUUAUUAUACUUUGCGCACAUUAAGCUUUCAAGAUUAUGGACCUUUGGCAUGUUUUACAAUAGCAGGUUGUCAUUAUUCACUCAUCAAAAGUGUUCAACCAGAUCCAGCCUCACCUAGACAUGGAUAUAAUCGUGUCAUUGUAUUCACCCGCUCUGUCUUCUUUUGUUUCCUUGCUUCAAUUUAUCUAUUAUCCAACUACCUAUGUCAAUCACCAAAAUCAGUACUAACCACAACAACAACAGGCCAGGCAUCCAGUUUAGAACAUACUGGUGAACUUCGUUUUGAAUCGACUUUAUCAUUCCAGUCAGCAUCACAAAUGUUACCAUCAAGUGUUAGUGAAACAAGUGAAUUUUCAGUUGAGAAAAUGAUUUGGCGUAUGCCUAAUAUGUAUAUAUCACAAAGUACAAAAACAUCAGAUUCUCCUACAAUUAAAUUUUAUGGAAUUGAUUUAUCCCUGAAACGAUUUUCUUAUUUAGUUCAAUGUGCAUCGGCUUAUGUGAUUCUUAUCUUCCCAAUAUUAUUUUGUUGUGGUUUAAUGCCUCAAAUAAACACAGUUCUCAUUUAUGCCUUAGAACAAUUGGAUAUUCACAUUUUUGGUGCAAGUGGUACUACUGGACUUUUCUCGGUCACGUUCUCAAUCCUUCGAACGUUUAUAGUGUUAGGAAUAACUUUCAUUCCGUGUUAUUAUGCAAUACAACAAACAAGUCCUGAGUCUGUCCUCUUCUCUGUAUUCUGGGGUGCAGAGAUAGCUCUAUGCUUUCUUUUAAGUCGUCUACCAUCGAAUAUAAUGCUGUAUGGAACUCUUCUACCUUCAGCUGAUCGUCGUGUUUACUACUUGAAUCGUAUUCGUAUUUGUUUCUACAAUGCUUGGUAUACACUGACUACACGACCGAAUUGGUUAAGUCGUACACGACGACGUUGGUCAAAGAAAAAGAAAUCUCAAGUAGCUCCAAUCGAUAAACAGCCUAUAUGGUGGAGGCGGUUGCCUCUGUUAUUUCCUAAUCUUCAUAUGAAAUCGACAAAUGCAAUGAUUAGGCAUAAUGAUGAUAGUAAUGCUGCUGAAGAAUUUUUACUCACUCGUUUAACACAUGCUACAGGAGUUGUAGAUGUUGAAAGUGGUGUACCAGCUCACAGUCAUAGUUUGCCAUCUCGCAUGAUCAGUCGUGAUUGCUUAACUCAAUCUAGUUCUACACCCGCUAUCAAAUACAGUUUACCUCAUGUUGAUUCAAACGUUAAACAGCUUGAGACCACUACCACCGGCCUAUCUACCUGGAUUAAUUCUAAAGAGAAUGAAAAUGAUGACAGGAAGAAAUCAACAACACUGGACAAUUUGAACAAUCGGCCUACUAAUACCUUACCAUCUGUAGUAUGUCAAAAGACACUAGUUAAUUCUGACUCUGGAAGUAGUAUUCCACCAGUAUGUAGAGAUAAUUCUAGAGUGAAUACCCAACAAGAUCAUCAAACAACCAGUUCAUUAUUAUCAGAUCAGCAUUUAAUACAAACGCAUUUACAAAAUGGUGAUCCUUUACCAAAUUUGAUUAGAGCAUCAUUGAUAGCUCGUUUUGAAAAUGAUAUACUGUCAUCUAUUACCUGGUUUGCAUUAGCAUUUCUUGUACACUUUACAAGUUGCUUUGGCUAUACUUAUUUUCAAUCAUAUCAAUAUCGUAUUUUAAUCUGGAUUAGUGUUGUAUUGGGUUUCUUAUUACACUAUAUUUGGCCUAAUUUUCGUAAGCCGUAUCCAUGGUUAUUGCUUGUGAAGCCUAUUAUCAAGCCUGAUAAUCAAGGGAAAUUACUACGUUGGGAAAUUGCUUAUUUUUGGUUAUGUUGGUUGGAAAGAAAUCUGUUUCUACCUGCUAUCACCAUGUUUUCUGUAACUUAUUCGUUUACUUCAUUAAUAACUAAAUUUGGACCUCUAAUGUCUACAUUCAUAAUUAUUGUAACAAGUAUGAAAAUGUUAAGAAAUGGAUUUUGUUGUGCUAAACAAACUUAUUUAAGUUUGUUUCUUACUGAUUUAUUGUUUUCUUACGAUUUCUACAAUAUCAAAGAAGCAUUCCCUAUUAACUACUUCUUUGUAUCAAUUCUUGUCAGUAAAUUUAUUGAACUAUUUCGAAAACUGCAUUUCAUCUACGUGUAUUUGGCUCCAUUCAAUAUAAUUUGGGGUUCUGUGGCGCAUGCAGUUGUUCAGCUUGGCUCAAUUCCUCACUCGGUAUUUAUGUUCGCCAAUUGCAUUUUCUCCACUGUAUUAUCUGCACCAUUGGAACCGCUGAUGGCUAGUGCAAUUUUUAUCACGUCGUAUGUGAGACCGAUUAGUUUUUGGGAGACAAAUCAUCGUUCGCAACGUAUAGAGACAACUAAUAUGCCGAUAGCAGCACAAUUAAAAGGCAUAUCAAAGCAUCAAGUAUCCGGUAAUUUAGACGGUAUAUUCUAUGAGCAUUUAACAAGAAAACUACAAAGAAUAUUAGCCGGUGAUUUACAAUUAGGACGUCUUGGUGGAUUAUCUAUUAAUCAUGGUGAUGUAUUCAUUCUUUCAACAGAUGAUUUAAAUUUACUUAUUCAUAUUAUUGAAGUUGGAAAUGGAUUUGUCACUUAUCAACUACGUGGUCUUGAAUUCAUCGGAACUUUAUGUCAUGCUAGUGAAUCAGAAACUCUACGCUCUGAUCCGCAUAAAAAUAAACGUUUCUGUUGUUGUCAUUCAAAACCGCCUCGUGGGAUAUUAAGUUUUAAUGCUGCUGUCCGCUUACGUUGUAUGGCUUGGCAAUUCGCGUAUUCUCCUUACAUUAUUGAAGGAUAUGAAGUUACUGAUCAUAGUGCUGGAUUUACUUUCCAAUUGACAGAUCUGAGGAAAGUGCUGAUCAGUCGCUUUGUUCACUGUGUUAUUUACUUUGUCUGUAAACUACCAAAUCUGUCUAAUCGUUUAACACAAUUAUCUGCAUGCCUUGAGGCAAAUCGAUUUUCAUCACCAGAUUAUUUUGAUUUGGAUCCAGUAUUUUUUAAAAUGAUCGAUGAUGAUUUUGAUGAAGAUGUGAAUGGUGUUACUAGGCAACGUUUUGUUCAUAUCUAUUCUGAUUGGAUUGCAUACUGUUUAAAGAAGAAUAGUGAAAAUUCAUCUAUACCAUGUGGUCCGGAAUCUGCAGUUGUAUCAUUAUGCUUAGCAUUAAGCCUUUUGGGUAGACGAUGUAUGGGAGGUCAUCAAUCCUCAAAACAUAUACUAGAUCAAUUUUUACAUGGAGUCCAUCAAGUAUUCUCUGGAGAUAUUAAUUUAGCCCCAAGAGAUGAUUGGGUUCUAACUGAUCUUGAUCUUCUUCAAACUGUUGUUACUCCGAGUGUACGUAUUGCAUUAAAACUCUAUCAAGACACUUUCACAUGGUCUUCAGGAAAUGCACAUCAUGAAUUGUACAGAAAAAUUGUAUAUACAGAGAGAAAUGUUGUAAUUUGUCAAGAAACAGAUCCAAAAUGGCGAUUCGCUGUACUAAAUGAUGCAGAUUGUUUAUUCUCAUUUCGUUGGGUGUCUGGUCGCACAUCAAUGGAUGUUUAUCGUAUUGUACAGUUGACUAAAAGAAGAUUAGAAUUUAGAGCUAUAAAAUUGAAUCCUGAAUGUGUUCGUGGUUUGUGGGCUGGUCAACAACGUGAACAGAUAUUUUUACGAAAUAAUAAUGAAGAACGUGGAAGUAUACAAAGUGCUAAUCCAGUUCUACGUAAUUUAGUUAACUCUAGCUGUGAUCCGCCUAUUGGUUAUCCUAUUUAUGUUAGUCCAUUAAUUACUAGUUUUGCUGGUGAUAAUGAAGACUAUAUACGUGUAUGCGGAGGUGAAUUAUCACUUGUUGGCAUUCUUCUGCGUAUACGUGAUUGUUGGUCACGCUUUCUUCGUCUAUACUGCUGUACAGGUGAUGAAUCAAGUGGAGAUAAAGUUGGGUCCAAUAUCAACGUAUCAUCAUCUAUGCAUAAUACAGAACAACAACAGCAACAACAACAUACAAAAUUUGGUUUUCCUACUAUCGGUUGGGUUGGAACAUCUUCAAAGUUAACACUACCUAGUUAUCCAUCAACUAGUACAAGUAAAUAUUCAUCUAGACAUUCAGAAGGCAAUCGACAAACUACACUAAUUGCUUUGAUUCAUCAACAAAAUGAUAUAGACAAUAUGACUGGUGCAGGUACAUCUUCAACAAGUACACUUCGUGAUGGACGUAAUAUUGAAUCAUUUUGUCUGGAGCAAAUGAUAUCUAGGAAACGUCAAAAAGUUAAAAUUAUCGAUACUAGUCAAAUUUUAAAUGAACACUUGAAUAAAUUAUCUUGGCCUUACAAAGAAUGGUGUAUCCAAGUUUAA